AUGGCACAAGUCCAGCACCACCUGCGCCUCUUAUCACUUUUGAUACCUCUCAUCGGUAUCAUAGCAGGAGCCCUCAAUUGGAACAGUGCUGCUAUCUUCACCCUCAACAUCGUCGCUGUGAUUCCACUUGGAUUAUGGGUUAACCGAUCAGUCGAUUCGUUGACUGUCCUCGGUGGCACCAUUUUCGUCUCAGGAUACGACCAAAAACGACUCCGAUUUGAUCGUACCCUCACAACAAUCCUCUCAUCCCUCAUGAUGGUCGUCUUCAUCCUCCUCACCCUCCCAACCAUAAUGGAGGUCUUCCCAUCUGCCAAAGCCACCCCUGCAGACCAAAUCCUCUUAACGCAACGCAUAACGGCCAUUAUCCUCGUCAUCCUGCUUCUCACAUUCCUCAUUUUCCGCCUCGGCACUCAUGCGGCCAUGUUCGCCAGCACCCCAUUCAGCCAGCGAGCUCAAGCCCACGGCGGCCAGUCUCAGAUAAUCGAGGCCCAGAUUCCACAGCCGUAUAUUGGCAAGGCUUCAGCAGCUAUAAUCAUAGCAGCUGCGUCCACGUCCGCGCUUGCGUGCACAUAUUACAUAGUGAGCUGUUUGAGUGGGGUUGCUUCAAUUACGGGUAUGAAUCAGUCUUUCCUUGCCGUGACAGUUGUUCCACUGCUCGGAAACUCGGUUAAGUACCGCCGCAUUGUGAUGGGGUCCCGGACUUACAAUCAGAUCGAGCUUGGGAUCAGGGCGGUUGUUAACAAUGUGUUGCGGGUUACGAUGCUUAUUGCUCCGCUACUGGUUCUCGUUGGUUGGGCUUUUGACCAGCCGCUUAUUCUGAGAUUUGGUGGGUUUGAGGCUACGAUGCUUUUGCUUAGUGUUGUGGUGAUGACCUAUCUUAUUUCUGAUGGGCGGAGUAAUUACUUCGAGGGGUUGAUGUUGAUUGGAACAUACAUGAUUAUCACGUUCGCGUUCUUUGUUAGGCCUGAGGUGCCGGCGAAUGUGAUUUACCUAGGUGGUUAG
This is a messenger RNA of Penicillium psychrosexuale, 1002 nucleotides long. RefSeq lists its product as uncharacterized. Gene Ontology annotation, cellular component: fungal-type vacuole membrane. The transcript has 3 exons. Bases 1 to 1002 code for a protein of 333 amino acids. Lineage: Eukaryota; Fungi; Ascomycota; Eurotiomycetes; Eurotiales; Aspergillaceae. The record is from RefSeq and is a predicted model, not a curated record. Gene Ontology annotation, molecular function: calcium:proton antiporter activity. Gene Ontology annotation, biological process: intracellular calcium ion homeostasis; calcium ion transmembrane transport.